AUGGACUCGACCGACGCUCCAUCGAUUAGUCGAGUCGUGAGUCGCCCGCUGAUCGCACCGAGCCAGGCCAGGAUCGUCCCCUCUCGGCUGUCACUCUCGGUCGCACGCGCACUCGACGAGUCACUGACGCGUGCGGCAAGCUUCGAAUGGUCGCACAGUAUGCCGAUGCCAACACCGAACGGGGUGCGACGUGGUAUGACUAUGAUCAGUUGGCGAUUUCGUGGUCAGUAUCAGUCCAUUCCCAAGCACACACCCCGAACUUCGAAGCCAAAGUCCAACAGGAGCGGUGGUCAAGCAGGGACGAAAGGUGAUUGGGGGCAGCUCGACAGGUACUAAUGACUGUUCGGUCGGUGUGGAUUGUUACAGGGGUAACCAAGAGCAGUACGAGAUCGUCAAUCGAUUAGGGUUUGUCGGCCUGCCAAUCGCCGUGCGCACCGAGACGACCCAUUGACCCGCAUGCGGUUUCCCCGGCGCACACACAGUCGAGGAAAAUACUCCGAGGUGUUUGGUGGUGUCGACGUUUGCCAUGGCUAUCGAAAGAUCUGUAUCAAGGUCUUGAAGCCGAUCAAGAAGAAGAAGGUCAAGCGGGAACUCAAGAUCCUCAUGGUCAGUGUUCAGGGCCGUGACUGCCUCGAAUCUCCAUUCAAAUACAAGCUCGCUAUCCCUCAGAACCUCCGAGGUGGUCCCAACUGCAUCGAACUGCUCGACGUCGUCCGUGAUGCGCGCAGCAAUACCCCAGCCUUGAUCACCGAAUUCGUCAACAACAUGGACUCGAAAUUGCUCUAUCCGACCUUUAGCGACUAUGACGUGCGGUACUACAUCUACGAAUUGCUCAAGGCGUUGGAUUACUGUCAUUCCCACGGGAUCAUCCACAGGUCUGUGCUAGGUCGGAAAUGAGAAUGAUCUGCGACAGCGGAAUUGCUGAUUGCGCUUGCCCGGCCGAACAAGGGACGUGAAGCCGCUCAACAUUCUCAUAGAUCAUCAGCAGAAGAAACUGAGGCUAGUGGAUUUUGGAUUGGCCGAGUUUUACAUCAAGGGUGAGCGCGAGUGCCUCCUGGCUUGCAUUAUCCGCGCCGAUGGGUGCUCACCGGUCCCUGUCAAUGUUUUGGCAGGCGUCGAGCUGAAUGUCCGGGUUGCGUAAGUCCCACUCACAUGGUGCAAAUGGAGCGAAGAGCAUGUCGGAACUCACCGACACAAGUCAUUACGCAGCUCUCGGUACUACAAAGGUCCGGAAUUGCUUGUCGAGUUCGGAUACUACGACUACUCACUUGAUAUGUGGUCCGUCGGCUGCACGUUCGGGUCCAUGGUGAGUCAUUGAAGCGACAACACGUCGACUGGGUUACAGCUGAACGGUGUUAUGCAUAACUGGGGCCCCAGAUCUUCCGCCGAGACCCCUUGUUCCAUGGCCACGACAAUAACGAUCAGUUAUGCAAAAUCACCCGGGUGCUCGGCACGACCGACUUUUGGGCCUAUCUCGAUGUGAGCUUGUCAGCGAUGGCCACUUUGUGCGGAGGAUUAGUACAAGGGACGUAUACUGAUUGUUGGUCUGUCGAGGUUUGACCCAGAAAUACCAAAUCGAGAUCGAUGCUAAUCUCGACGCCUUGAUCGGCACCCACUCGCGCAAACCUUGGCUCAAGUACCUCACCAGUGGUACGUUUGCUCAGCACAGCUCUGAAACCCCCAAAAACUCUUCUCAACACACGUAGGAUCUCUGGAACUGAUUCUCUUUCUAAUAGAGAAUCAACGAUUCAUCUCAAACGAAGCUAUCGACCUCCUCGACAAGUUGGUGCGCUACGAUCAUCAGGAGAGGUUGACGGCCAAGGAGGCGAUGCAACACCCUUACUUUGCUGCGGUGGCGCAGGCGGAUCAGGAGCGACAACAGGGGGAACAGGGGCAGUGA
This is a messenger RNA of Microbotryum saponariae, 1900 nucleotides long. The record is from the annotation of a GenBank genome assembly. NCBI's taxonomy places the organism in Eukaryota, Fungi, Basidiomycota, Microbotryomycetes, Microbotryales, Microbotryaceae.